Molecule: messenger RNA, 3080 nt
Organism: Dreissena polymorpha
Lineage: Eukaryota; Metazoa; Mollusca; Bivalvia; Myida; Dreissenidae
Product: maltase A2-like
Exons: 11
Coding region: 317-2098 (593 amino acids)
Biological process (GO): carbohydrate metabolic process
Source: RefSeq, a predicted model, not a curated record
CGUUCAUCCAAUCUUAUCUAUUUACAUCCAAAUAUUGUUCAAACUUCAGUCAGGUACGCUGAAUUUGAAUUUCUAGUAUUAGUUUGGUUUGCAAUUGGAAAUUCAACAUUUAACCGAGACACUCUGUUGUUUAAUUGGUAUUUUAAAAGCGGAACUAUAAACGUGAACAAAUAAUACAGCAAUUAUUAUAAGGUUCUUAAAAUGUACCAUACGUAAACAAGCUUUCAAUUGUGACGAGUAAAAAAUCACAGGUGUGAUACUUAACAAUAACACAGACGGAAUUAAAAAUAUUCGGAAACUUAUAAUAUUCCGUACUAUGGGGCUGGAAGAAGGCUCAACGAAAAAGCACACUGGGUUCUGCGAAAGCGGCAAGUGUUCGGUGGUCAUUUUCGUGCUAGUUGCGAUCGGGAUUGCUGUGGUUGCCUGCGUGACCUUCCUGUUCCCGGCGGUGCGGACCACGGUUCCGCCGACCGAAACGCCAACGACAACGUUGACGUGGUGGCAGACGACGAUCAUAUACCAAGUGUAUCCGCGCUCGUUUAGGGAUAGCAACGGUGACGGAGUCGGCGAUCUCAAAGGUGUGAUUGAAAAGCUGUCCUAUUUCAACGAUCUGGGAGUCGGCGCCGUGUGGUUGAGUCCAUUUUUUACGUCACCGAUGCGGGAUUUCGGAUAUGACGUCUCAAACUACACAGAGGUGGACAAAAUAUUCGGAAACAUGGCGGAUUUCGACGAACUGAUUAGAACAGCACACGAAAAAGACAUUAAGAUAAUAAUCGAUUUCGUGCCGAACCACACGAGCAACGAGAGCACGUGGUUCAAAGACAGCCGGAACUCGAUGGACCAAUACAAAGAUUUCUAUAUUUGGAAUGCUGGAAAAACCCUCCCCAACGGGACACACGUGGCGCCCAAUAAAUGGAUCAGUGUAUUCGAGGGGUCUUCAUGGACGUGGGAUGACGUCAGAAAGGAAUACUACUACCACGCUUUUCUCGACUCUCAGCCCGACCUGAACUACCGCAACCCGGCCGUGCGCGCCGCCAUGAAGGAUGUAUUGAGGUUUUGGCUGAAUAAAGGAGUUGACGGGUUCCGUAUCGACGCCAUUCCACACUUGUUUGAACAUGUGGACCUGUCUUUAGAAGAGAGACCUGGGAUGAGCGACGCCUUUGACCCCGACCGUUAUAAGUACACGAAGAACCAGCCGGAGAUUUUCGACGUGGUCCGCGAGUGGAGGGAAGUGUUGAACCAGUACGAAGGAGAACGGUUUCUUGUGGCCGAGACCGUCGGAAUUCCCCAGGAAGAAAGGCAAAAGUACUACGAAGCUGGAAGCGUCCCGUUCUUCUUUGACCUAAUCCCGGUUGCCCGUGGAUCACGUGGUUGUCCGAACACGCUCGCCCAGUGCUACUUGACCCGCAUUAUUGAUGGAAUGAACCUGAAAGGCGCACAGUGGCCUAAUUUUGUGAUUGGUAACCAUGACAACCGACGUAUCGCAGAUCGCAUAGGUCAAGAAUACGCAGACGCGAUGAACAUGAUGUUGCUGACACUACCAGGAACGCCCACCUCGUACUAUGGGGAGGAACUUGGCAUGCGCGGCGGAAACUACACCGGAUUUCAACCGAAAGACCCUUUCGCGAUCACGUCGAAUAAUCCAAACAACUCUCGGGACUCGGAACGUAAUCCCAUGCAGUGGUCUAACACCGUGAACGCAGGCUUCAUGGACGGGACAGGGGAGCCUUGGCUUAAGAUCACCGCAAACACGGAGUACCCACGCGUUAACGUCGAGGAGGAGGGUAAGGUUAAUGGUUCGAGCCUUCAGCUGUACAAGGAGCUUGCCCAGUUGCGGGCGAGACCAGGCUUCCGAAGUACUCACAUUGAACACCCAGAAAUAUUCGGGGAAGUAUUAACAUACAUCCGAGGCGUGGACGUUGAUAAAUACUUGGUGGCGCUAAAUCUUGGUCUCGUUGGUUUUCGUCUAGACAUCACACAGAUAGGCUACAGUCAAGGCACUGUAGUGUUCGCAACCAACUUCUCACGCAAGAACACAAUUAUCCAACUUGCUAGUUUCCACCUGCAACGGGGCGAAGGACUCGUGAUCAAGUUGUGAAAUGUGACAAAACACAUGGCCGGCUUUUUGGAAAGCUCAUGUGGGAAUCGCUACUAAAAACAAUAUUUUUUGUUCGUUUGUUUGAAAUUGUUGUUAAACUGUAAACAACAUUUACCUGUAUAUCGCAACAAGUUUAAACCAUAAUCUUAAACAACUUUUUGUGAAUCUUGCGGACAUUUUAUUUCCUAACUUUACCCCAAGAGCUUUUUUAAAAGAAGGCGUUCAAUGUAUUUGAAAGCGUCGAUUCAUUGUGUAGUCCGCACAUAAUUGUGUAGUCCUUGUAUUGUUGUGUAGUCCGCGCAUAAUUGUUUAAUCCGCUUAUUACUGUGUUGUCGGCGGAUGCGUGAGUAGUCCGUGCAUAGUGUUGUAGUCCGAGUAUCAGUGUGUAGUACAUGCAUAAUUUUGUAGUACAUGUAUCAUUUUGCAAUCCGCGUAUAUUUGUGUAGUCGGUUCAUAAUUGUGUAUCCGCGAAUCAUUGUGUAAUCUAAGCGUCAUUCUGUAAUCUGUGCGUCAUUGUGUAAUCCGUGCGUCAUUGUAUAGUCCGCACAUUAUUGUGUACUUUGGAGUGAACAUAUUCGAUGUCCAAAAAUAUAAAAAGUAAAUAAUAUAAGUUUAUAUGCUUGCUUGCCAAUUCGUGGCUAAGGUUUGUGUUAAAUGUAUGCAAGUAUAUCCUUAUGCAAAUACAAUUUGUUUAAACUUUAAACUAACAUGUGCAAUUGUUAAGAAUGUGUUAUUGAUAGGGAUCUGUCGCGAUUUCCGCCUUUUAACGCGUCCUUGCAUUAAGUGGAAGUAUGCUUAUGAUGAAAAAAUAUUGUCACACAUAUAUUUUCGUGCACAUCGGUACAUCACACGCUAGAUAAGAUGAGAAUGUUCUUUUUCUACAGGUAUGGUCUAAUAUGUAUACUGUCUGAUUUGUUCCGAGUAAAUGAUACUAUCAUAUUAUGUUAUUGGUGACUUGAUGUAAUAAAUCAACCAUAAUAUA